CCAGGUGGAAGUCAACAUUGGAGAAAACGCUCGCAGGACGGCUAAAAGAAACUGAAGAAAAGGCAGAAAAAAGUCUUCUCCUUACAAGGAACCAAUCAAAUGAACAUGGGAGGAGCGCCGAGAAGCCAGUCAGAUCCUAAAAAUUUCUCAUUUCUUCGUUCUUUCUCUCAUUUGUUCUCAUUCCCCUAUAUUUGCACACUCCUCUCUCUGUUUUUCGCUUUCUCUUCAAACGCCUCGAAAAGGCGUCGACUUGAUCCAAAAGCUCCCAAAUCCACACAUCUUUGUCGCUUGCGGUCUCUCCAAACCUUUAUAUCUCUUAUCGCCGGUUUCGUCGCUGACUUUUGAAGUUUGGCGUCUCCCAAACACAAUAGCUUUGUUUCCAGAUAUGAGUCGUACUGUACUUUAGUUGGUGCAGAGUCGUUGAAAGAUUCCGGUAAUCAAAGAGAAGGAGCUUUCUUUUUGUUUUUUAAUGGAGCAGUUUGUUUCUGCUUGAUUUCAGAGUAUUUCCUCAUAUGCUAACUACUAGCAGGAGCAGAAAUCAGCCUAGGGCUGGUAGAUCUUGGUUCUUUUCAGGAAUGGAUUGUUCAGUUUCAAGAAGAAAGCCUCAGCUCCUAGUAAAAAUCAUAAUGGUAGUUUUGCUAAUAGCUGUCUGUAUAUUCUUUCUCAAGCAGACCCCUGGUUUCAGCGGCACAAAUGUGUUUGCCAAACAUGAUUUUGGGGUGACACAUGUCUUAGUGACUGGAGGGGCUGGUUAUAUUGGGUCACAUGCAACCCUUCGACUCUUGAAGGACUCCUAUCGAGUAACUAUAGUGGAUAAUCUUUCAAGGGGGAAUAUUGGGGCUGUUCAAAUUCUCCUUAAGCUAUUUCCAGAACCUGGGAGGCUUCAGUUUAUUUUUGCUGAUUUAGGCGAUGCUAAAGUAGUUGACCGCAUAUUUGCGCAAAAUGCAUUUGAUGCAGUGAUGCACUUUGCAGCAGUGGCUUACGUUGGCGAGAGUACUCUCGAACCUCUCAGGUAUUAUCACAAUAUUACUUCAAAUACAUUGGUCAUUUUGGAGUCCAUGGCAAAGCAUGGUGUUAAAACCCUGAUAUACUCUAGCACCUGUGCCACAUAUGGAGAACCUGAGAAAAUGCCCAUAACUGAAAAAACUCCUCAGUUCCCAAUUAAUCCAUAUGGGAAGGCGAAGAAAAUGGCUGAGGAUAUGAUCCUUGACUUCUCAAAGACUACAGACAUGGCUGUCAUGAUUCUGAGAUACUUCAAUGUCAUUGGAUCCGAUCCAGAAGGAAGGUUAGGUGAAGCUCCCCGACCUGAGCUUCGGGAACAGGGGCGUAUCUCUGGUGCAUGCUUUGAUGCUGCUCGAGGAAUCAUACCUGGACUGAAGGUCAAAGGAACAGACUACCACACGCGUGAUGGUACUUGUAUAAGAGACUAUAUUGAUGUAACGGACUUAGUUGAUGCUCAUGUAAAAGCUCUCGACAAGGCAAGGCCUAAAAAUGUUGGAAUCUACAAUGUUGGAACGGGAAAAGGAAGAUCAGUGAAGGAAUUUGUAGAAGCUUGCAAGAAAGCUACAGGUGUGGACAUCAAAGUGGAUUACUUGGAAAGAAGACCUGGGGAUUAUGCUGAAGUUUACAGUGACCCUUCCAAGAUCAAUAAGGAACUCAACUGGACAGCAAAGUACACUGACCUUGAACAGAGCCUUCGGAUUGCAUGGAGAUGGCAGAAGUCACAUAGAAAUGGGUAUGAUACAUCCUUGAACAUCCACACUUGAUUCAUUUCUUUCUAAAAAUCCCUAUCAGAAGAGAGCGGCUUAUCAGACUAGAAUAUUUCUAUCAAUUCACUGGAAGACAUGGAAGAAAAUCAGAGGUUUCAGCAUUUACAGGAGAGCUCUUUCAUUUGUUAAAUUCAGGUAUAGAAUCAAACUUUUUUUUUUUUUUGGUUAUUUAUUUUAUAGGGAUGGGCAUGAUGAAAUAAGCGAUUCAGUUGAUCACCAUAGCUACAUUGAUAUUUACUUCUAAGUUUUCUUUAUCUUGUAAAAUAUUUUCAAAGUUCAGUGAAAGACAGUUUUCCUCUCUCAA
Molecule: messenger RNA, 2073 nt
Organism: Dendrobium catenatum
Lineage: Eukaryota; Viridiplantae; Streptophyta; Magnoliopsida; Asparagales; Orchidaceae
Product: probable UDP-arabinose 4-epimerase 2
Exons: 11
Coding region: 513-1766 (417 amino acids)
Biological process (GO): beta-D-galactose catabolic process via UDP-galactose, Leloir pathway
Cellular component (GO): cytosol
Molecular function (GO): UDP-glucose 4-epimerase activity
Source: RefSeq, a predicted model, not a curated record